CGGAAGCUCUCCAGAGCCGGGGCGGAGCUUGGCGCUGCGCGAGCGGCUGGGUAGGCGCGGUGUGGCGGCGGUGUGGAGACUCCUGACUGAGGCAUAGUGUCCCGUGUCUCACGUCCGUGGGCCUCAGGCCUUAAGCAGACUCCGUAGGAGGCCCCGGUCGGCCUAGGUAGCGUCAGCCCGGCCCUUGGCGCCGCUGGCGGAAAGUGCUUUGCGGGGUGAGAGGCGGCGGCGGGAACUGCUCAGCCCCCUGGACCUUCCCGGUGAGGGACGGAAAGCUCCUCAGGGGUCUUGAUUCACCGAGUGACUUUGAGCUCCGAGCGGCGCGUGGCUUGUGAUCGGGCCGCGCUCGGCUGUCCAGGUACAGCCCGGCCUCUCCCUCAGUCCAGCUUCUCUUCAGAGGCCCGUGAGGAACUCGGUGAGAGUUUCAGUGGAUGGCGCUGUUUCUAUUCCAGCCCGUGUGUGUGCCAAAGGUCUCGGUGUGAUUCCAGGACCAGAAUAUUGCAUGUCAGCCAGCCAGCUGUACACUUAGCGGCUCCUAAACUCUCAUGGACCUCUGAAGAAGCACCAUGGUGGUUGUGAUCCCCAGGCUGCUGCGAGGCUCUCUGGGCGCCAUCUGCACUCAGGCGGCUCCGCUGAGAUCAACACCCAGCGCGUUGCGCCACCUCACUCGGAGCAGUGUAAUGAAAUCCAAAAGGAGACCUGACCACUUGGAGAGAACUGCAGAUGUCGUUCGCCAGGAGGUCGUUUCAGCAGCCAAGGUGUGUGGAGUGGCUAGCGAGUCCCCAUCGGUGAAGAGGCUCCGCCUGCUCGUCGCCGAUAAAGACUUUUCUUUUAAGGCUGGCCAGUGGGUUGACUUUUUUAUCCCAGGAGUCUCUGUGGUUGGUGGGUUCUCAAUAUGCUCCAGCCCUAGGCUGCUGGAACAAGAGAGAAUGAUAGAACUGGCAGUGAAACAUGCAAACCACCCUCCUGCUCUCUGGAUCCACAAUCAGUGCACCCUGGACUCUGAGGUGGCUGUGAGAGUCGGGGGGGAGUUCUUCUUCGACCCGCAGCCCACGGACGCCUCCAGAAACCUCGUGUUGAUCGCGGGAGGCGUUGGGAUUAACCCCCUGCUUUCCAUCCUGCGGCACGCGGCCGACCUCCUCAGAGAGCGGGCAGGCAAGGGACAGGGGUAUGAGAUGGGGACAGUCAGACUGCUCUACAGCGCGAAAGACACCAGCGAGCUCCUGUUCAAGAAAAAUAUCCUCGAUCUAGUAAAUGAAUUUCCUGAGAAGAUUGCCUGCAGUUUGCAUGUUACAAAACAGACGACACAGAUCACUGCAGACCUCAGACCGUACAUCACGGAAGGAAGAAUAACGCAGAAGGAGAUAAGAGAUCACAUUUCGAAAGAGACCUUGUUCUACAUUUGUGGUCCACCUCCCAUGACAGACUUCUUCUCCAAGGAGCUGGAGAGCAGCUGCGUCCCCAGAGAGCACAUCUGCUUUGAGAAGUGGUGGUAGCGGCAGGCGGGGCCGGGAGGAGGAGACAGAUGAGGCCCGCGAGGCUCAUACACAGGGCGCUCUGUGGUUCGGCCCGUGAUUUUCCUCUGCCCACUCUCUUUUUAAGGCUGUGGACUCUGCCCAAUUGGAGAAACAAGUAAAAUCAUCUGACAGCUAAAUGAUAAACUUGUUGCAAAAACUUCAUUAAUUUAACUGAUUUUUACUACAUUGACUUUCUCUUAUGAAUAACUGAUUAUUUCAUGGUGUACCUUGAAUUGGUCAAUACAUAUUUUCUCUCAAGGGAAAAAAGACACAUCCUUCACCCAUAUGAAACUACUGUUUUGUGUGUGAAAUGCAGGCUCUUUAAAUUAUUUGACAGCCACCUGUGUAUCUUUUGUUGAAUAAACAUAAAUUUAAGAUCA
Bubalus bubalis (water buffalo) is the source of this 1897-nucleotide messenger RNA. It is a transcript of the gene OXNAD1, whose product is annotated as oxidoreductase NAD binding domain containing 1. The transcript is spliced from 9 exons. The record is from RefSeq and is a predicted model, not a curated record. Lineage: Eukaryota; Metazoa; Chordata; Mammalia; Artiodactyla; Bovidae. Gene Ontology annotation, cellular component: mitochondrion. Gene Ontology annotation, molecular function: oxidoreductase activity. Bases 567 to 1496 code for a protein of 309 amino acids.